Pogoniulus pusillus (Red-fronted tinkerbird) is the source of this 1585-nucleotide messenger RNA. RefSeq names its product adrenodoxin-like. NCBI's taxonomy places the organism in Eukaryota, Metazoa, Chordata, Aves, Piciformes, Lybiidae. Gene Ontology annotation, molecular function: 2 iron, 2 sulfur cluster binding. The transcript is spliced from 4 exons. Bases 110 to 664 code for a protein of 184 amino acids. The record is from RefSeq and is a predicted model, not a curated record. Gene Ontology annotation, biological process: P450-containing electron transport chain.
UUCCUUCCUCUGUCUUUCUCCCCUCUCCUCAGCUGUACUUUCAACUCUUAGUUAGCUGGUCUUGCAGCAAGCAGCAGCCUAGGAGACAGAAAGCAGGAUCUGAAGUAGCAUGAUAGCUCAAGGCGUCUCCAGGCUCAUGCAACCCUUGCUGGGUGCACUGACUGUGAGCAAAAUGCGCUUUAUGGCUCUCUGUAGGGUGGCUGAGCAACGUCACACACCAGCUGCACACAGGUCAGAAAGAGGCUUUAGCUCCACACUCAAGCUCCAGGAUGCUUCUGGGGAAUCGAGCUCUGCAGAGCAGGUGACGCUGCACUUCAUAAACCGGGACGGAGAGCGGCUCACAGCCACAGCCAAGGAAGGGGAGAGCCUGCUGGAAGUGGUAGUCAAUCAAAACCUGGCCAUCGACGGCUUCGGUGCAUGUGAAGGGACAUUAGCCUGCUCCACCUGUCACCUCAUCUUUGAGAAGGAUGCCUUCCAAAAGCUGGGUGCUAUCUCAGAUGAGGAGCUGGACAUGCUGGACUUGGCCUAUGGGCUCACUGAGACCUCCCGGCUUGGCUGCCAGGUGUGUGUUAAGAAGUGGAUGGAUGGCCUGACAGUGAGGGUGCCCAUGGACAUAUCAGACAUCAGGAGCGAGCUGGAGGUUGGAAAGCAAAGCAAACAGUAGCUGGCAACGACUCCUGCACAACUCUCAUCCUCAUUUCAGGUGUGGCAGAGUACUUUUGGUUAACGAUACUGCUUUUUGUGGCUGGCUUGCAGUAGACCUCGAGGUCUGAUUCAGUGUAAAUGCCUGUUCAGCAAAUCUCUUAUUUAAACAAAGCUUCAUUCUAGGGUCUUUGGUACAAAUCUUAAGUGCUUAAGUGCUCUGCUGAACUCCACUGGCCUAAAGCGAGUGGCUUUACAUUUCCCUGGGCGGGUGGCAGCAAACAUCUGUGCUGUGUGACUCACCCUCUCCUUUGAAAUGUAAGGAAUUCUGCUGUUCUAAGUAACUUCUGGGAAUUUUGCAAGGCUUGGCUCUCUAAAACUCCAGAGCAGAUUUUUCCUAGUUUGGGAAGCUUUAAGCAAGAGACAGCUGUUCCAACUAGGAGUCAGCAUGCUGACUGGCUCGGUGCUACAGGCUGAGUUUGGUUAGUGAGAGCACACUGACAGCUGCUGGAAUGCUGACAUUUCCUGAAGGAGGGAGCCACAGCCAGUGAAGCUCAGGUGUCACUGAAUUGUUACGUGCCACGAUCUGAUCCUUUCUCCAGAUAGUAAAUUUUCCACUUGCUGUGCUACCACAUAUGUCAAAUAAAAUUCUAAUCAUCAGGAUUUUAGAGCCAUGAGAUGCACUUUUCUGGUAACGUGAGCCUGGUUGGAACACAGUGAGUUUGAUGGAAAUUCCAGUGUAAUAUCCUCUUGCCCCAGUCUACUCGACUGGAUUUUUCCUUUCUCUUCCAGUGGAUAUGUCAAAGCUGCCACAUAAAUGUCACAGAGAACCCAUGAUCCCUAACUCAGUUUUCCACACAGAAUUCCACACCAAACUCUUUCCUAUGCAUUUAUUAAAACCCAGGCUAUGUUUAGCAACUCAUUAAAACAUAUGUGUUUAAAA